Messenger RNA from Clunio marinus, 437 nucleotides. The record is from the annotation of a GenBank genome assembly. Lineage: Eukaryota; Metazoa; Arthropoda; Insecta; Diptera; Chironomidae.
AUCAGUUGCUUGACUAUUCUCAACUGGAUAAAAUCCAAUAUUCGAAGUGAUAAAAGGAAUAGUGAAAUAAGAUGUUGAAAACUUUGGUCCUUGGUGGUUUUGUGAUUUUGGUUGCAUUCAUCGUUGAAAAUGUGCAUUCAGUGCAUUUAAAUGAAGAGUUCAGUGUGGGCACAAGCUUGAAUAAAUAUCUUUGGUCACCUAAAGAUUCUGCUGACGAUGAUUCUACAACAAAAGGUCAAAAGCGAACUGCUCCCGUGUGGUUUCUUCGAACUGGGAAAAGAAGUCAAACAGCUGAAGGUGAUAAUUUGCCACCUGAAAUCUUGGAGAUUUUAGAGAAAGUUCAAAAAUCGCCGGAAUUACAAAAUAUUCUGCUUGAAAAGUUGAAUCUUGAAGGAUUACUGCCAUUGAUUGUAUACCUUCCUAAUAAUCAAUUUUAA